AUGUCCUGGGGCCAGGUUUCUAACGAUGAAAUCCCAACCCAGUCGUCGAAUUCCGAUGACGGGGCACUCGAAGCGUGGCUCCAGAACUACGAUGCCGGAAGUGCUGCAAAGGGUCCAGUGGGAAUGGUUCCAAGUCUCAACUCCGCAUUCGCACGCCCUACUUUUACACCCACAACUUCCACUUCCACAACAUCAGCCUCUGGAAACUCAAACAGCAAAACUCUUUCAAAGUCCAAAAAGCGACCAGUGAUUUCCCUAGCUUUGAAAAUCCCGAAAUUGCCUAGAAACACCAAGGUAUCUUACACGCCGAUUUCGGGUACUUCGCCUACCAGCUCUCCAAAUGGAGAUUUUCGAGUUCCAAAUACCGAGUUCCCAUCCCCAAUUGGUACACCCUCACCCUUUGGUACACCUAGGCCAGAAAAGCAUCGCUACUCUCGAGAUGCCACCCCCUCGCCGACAGCUCCGAGCUCAAAAGCGCCAACCACUGCGUUGCCACCUUCUAACUAUCCCAGCACAACCUCAUACGCCCCCGGAGAGACCGAACGCAUGACUGAAACCGACAUAGCUCACCUGAAAUCUCUGCUUUCUACGCCAAGAUACAGUGUCACUUCUCACUGUACGAAAGAUGAGCUCAACAGAGCAUUCUUCCGUCUUUGUACUGAACUGAGCUGGGAUUUCUUCGACGAGAAUCUUGCUGAGCUUUCAAUCUUACGUCAAGAUUGGGAAAUCGUUUCUCGAUUCUAUGUCGACUUUCUUGGUGGCUUGGUUAUGGACAAUGUAUGACAUAUUUCUCUUUAACCCCAUUUCAUCCCUUUCUUUGUAGUGCGGAGCAGGUGUUAUUUCUACUUACAGCCCAAAUUGCCCCAAUCAGAUGAAGAGAUAGAUGCUAAUUUCUUCUAGCCUGACUACAUCUACAACAAUCUUUCCCAAGAUGCUGCGAACGUCCUCAAGUCAGUUGGUCCGGGGUACAAUCUUAGAGGGGAAGAUUUGUAUGCAGAGGUGGUACACAAUGCCAUGAGUUGGUUUGCCCCUGUAAGGCUGGAAGGCGAAGAAUGGAGUGAGAUUGAUAAGCAAGUUAUGGAAUUGUUCUUGAAGGAACUCCUGGGAGAUGGUAAUGUAUUCUUUCUAGAUCGAUACAGUUAUUUGCACCUUCAGGUAAAAUAAUUGGGUACCAUGUCGCUAACACUAUCCAUUUCAGGAGACAUCAAGAUCUUUCCAGCAACCCGAGCGAAUAUUUUCAAUAUCUUCUAUCCCAAGGAUGACCAUACUUUCAAAUUGUACCGUCGGAUUGAAGAGAUUCAAAAGGACAUUCACGGAGCGGACUCACAGGGAAUGUUCUGA
This is a messenger RNA of Hymenoscyphus albidus, 1341 nucleotides long. The record is from the annotation of a GenBank genome assembly. NCBI's taxonomy places the organism in Eukaryota, Fungi, Ascomycota, Leotiomycetes, Helotiales, Helotiaceae.